This is a messenger RNA of Sebastes umbrosus (honeycomb rockfish), 1105 nucleotides long. It is a transcript of the gene mibp, whose product is annotated as muscle-specific beta 1 integrin binding protein. Gene Ontology annotation, cellular component: cytoplasm. Bases 192 to 797 code for a protein of 201 amino acids. NCBI's taxonomy places the organism in Eukaryota, Metazoa, Chordata, Actinopteri, Perciformes, Sebastidae. The record is from RefSeq and is a predicted model, not a curated record. The transcript has 8 exons.
CUGCAGUGCCGUCUCGAGCAACAGUCAAUGAAUCAGUAGAGAGAGAAACACUAUCACAUCUACAAGUUACAUUAACCACCUUUUAAAAGCGUUCAAUUUGUUGGAUUUUUACCCUCGACUUUAGUAAACAAGUACUCUUGAGUGUUUCUUCAGCUGACGUUGAGCAGGAGACGAGAAGAAGAGAAGAAAAGAUGAAAUACAUUAUAGGAAUUGGCGGAGUCACUAAUGGUGGCAAAACCACCCUGACAAAUAAGUUGAUCAAGACGUUGCCCAACUGCUGUGUUGUGCACCAAGAUGACUUUUUCAAGAAACCAGAUCAGAUAGAAGUCGGGGACGACGGCUUUAGACAAUGGGAUGUGAUCACAGCUAUGGAUAUGGAGGCCAUGACCAACACAUUAAAAGGCUGGAUCGAGAACCCAGUGAAGUUCGCCCGUUCCCACGGCAUCACUCUGUCGUCUGCAUCUGACGUGGCCAAUCCAGACGAGCAGAUCCACAUUCUCAUUGUGGAGGGCUUUCUGCUCUACAACUACCCGCCCCUGCUGGAUGUUUUUGACAAGAGCUAUUACAUCACGAUUCCCUAUGAGGAGUGCAAGAUUAGGAGAAGUACCAGACAGUAUACUGUCCCCGACCCUCCCGGCCUGUUUGAUGGCCAUGUGUGGCCAAUGUACCUGAAGCACAAGAGAGAGAUGGAGAACUGCGGCUUGAAUAUUGAGUGCCUGGACGGUUUGAAGUCUAAAGAGGAGAUCUACAACCAGGUGUACGAGGACAUUCAGAACAAUCUGCUCAAUCGUUUAUAGCAGGAAGAUUCCUCCUCUCCAUCCCUGUACAGAAGUUGUAAAUAGUCCCAAGGAUUCUUUUUUUAUGAAGUUUUUCUAAUUUUAUUCUUUGUUUAUGAAUGAAACAAAGCAAUGUUAACUUAUCAUUGUCUUUUUUUUAUCAUCUUCAGAUGAUCAACGUGUGUUGUUUUUCUUUUUAAAAAGUGAUUGUUGAACCAGAACAUUAAUAUGUUACUGUUAAGUUGAACCACUGACUUGUACUGGACCAUUUGUGGCAUUCUCCUAAAAAUAAAUGCAUUAGUUGCUGUUGAUAUACAGCACAUCAAGAA